Alnus glutinosa is the source of this 3116-nucleotide messenger RNA. RefSeq names its product probable leucine-rich repeat receptor-like protein kinase At1g35710. Lineage: Eukaryota; Viridiplantae; Streptophyta; Magnoliopsida; Fagales; Betulaceae. The coding region runs from base 62 to 2998 and encodes 978 amino acids. The transcript has 2 exons. Gene Ontology annotation, molecular function: ATP binding; protein binding; protein kinase activity. Gene Ontology annotation, biological process: protein phosphorylation. The record is from RefSeq and is a predicted model, not a curated record.
UCUUAAUUGUUUUCUCUAUAUGAAGAUUAAUUAGUUCAUCAACCCCAUCUUGUAGUAAACCAUGACCAUGCUGCCCCAGGCCUUCUUACCUCUUUCUCUCAUCAUCUUCUUUUCUUGUUCCCAUGUUGCUCCUGCUUCAGCUUCAGCCUCUUCAACAGCACAGAAAAGAACAGAAGUGGAAGCACUGCUCAACUGGAAAGCAACCCUUCAAAACCAAACUCAAUCAUAUCUAUCUGCAUGGACACUUUCUGUUGGUAAUACAAGCUCAAGUGCUUCAAGCCCAUGCAGUUGGACAGGGAUCCGUUGCAACCAUGAGGGAAGUGUCAUCCGCAUAAACCUCACAAGCAUCGGUUUGAGAGGUACGCUUGAUUACCUCAACUUCACACGCUUGCCUAACCUCUCUACUCUUGAUCUCCACGACAACUCGCUUUUUGGAGAAAUCCCUUCCCGUAUAAUUAGCAACCUUUCCCAGCUCACUGUUCUCAAUCUGGGUUUCAAUCAAUUCACUGGGAAUAUUCCUCCAGAAGUAGGAAGCUUGAUGAACCUCAAGGUUUUAAGCUUCUCAAACAACCUUCUUUCAGGCUCCAUUCCUCCAAAUAUUGGAAACUUGACCAAUCUUUCAUUUCUAUACCUCGCCAACAAUCAUCUAUCCGGCUCCAUCCCACCAGAACUUGGCAUGCUGAAAUCUCUUACUGAGCUUCGCUUGAAUUUAAACAACCUGACUGGUUCAAUUCCUGCUUCUUUGGGUGAUUUGGUCGGCCUAAAGGUUUUGUCACUCUAUGGAAACCAGCUGUCCGGUCCCUUGCCUAGUGAGAUCAAUAAUCUCACCAACUUGACCUUAUUCUUCUUGUCAAACAACAGCAUUUCUGGCUUUUUACCAGAAAAUAUAUGUCAUGGUGGCAUACUUGAAGAUUUUUGUGCAAGUAACAAUCGUUUUACUGGUCUUGUUCCGAAAGGCUUGAAAAACUGUACAAGCCUGACUAGACUCCGGCUUGAUAGGAACAACCUGGUUGGGAAUAUAUCAGAAGACUUUGGUGUAUAUCCAAAUCUUGACUACAUUGAUUUGAGCUACAAUAAUUUUCAUGGUGAGAUUUCGCCAAACUGGGGAAAGUGUCAACUUUUAACAAGCUUAAAAAUCUCCAAUAAUCAAAUUACUGGAGAGAUGCCUCCAGAGCUUGGAGAAACUUCUCGUUUGCAUGUGCUUGACCUUUCUUCAAAUAAUCUUGUGGGAAGAAUUCCUUAUGAGUUGGGGAAUCUGAAAUCAUUGUUCAAUCUGACUUUGAGCAAUAACAAUCUCUCUGGCACUAUUCCUCCAGAAAUCGGAUAUUUACCCGAUUUGGCCUAUCUAGAUCUAGCAGCAAACAACCUAAGUGGUCCAAUACCAAGACAGCUAGGUGACUGCUCAAAAAUGUUGUUCUUAAAUUUGAGCAGGAACAACUUUUUUCAAGGCAUUCCCAUUGAAAUUGGCAAUUUGUUUUCCCUGCAAGUCCUUUUAGAUCUUAGCAGAAACUCCCUUACUGAGGAGAUUCCAUGGCAACUUGGGCAGCUUGUCAAACUGGAAAUAUUGGAUCUCUCCCACAAUCAGCUUAAUGGUUCCAUCCCUUCCUCCUUCAAUGAAAUGCAGAGCUUGAGGCUGGUUGAUUUCUCCUACAAUCGCUUGGAGGGUCCAAUUCCAGACAACAAAGCCUUUGAAGAAGCACAGAACGAAGCAUUCAGAAACAAUAGAGGCUUGUGUGGGAACCAUACUGGUUUGACGAGUUGUCAUCCUCCCUUAAAAGAUGCGAAACAGAGCAAAGUAGCUGUUCUUAUCAUUAUAGUCCCCAUACCUGUAGCUGUGUUCUUUUUGACUGUCAUUGUUGGUAUGCUUUUUGUACUGAAAAAAGGCAGAAAAAAGGAAAGCAACGAGCUGAGAGAUGACUCUUCACGUCAUGGAAACUUAUUUGCAAUCUGGAGGUACGAUGGGAACUUGGUAUUUGAAGACAUUAAGGAAGCGACUGAAAGUUUCGACGCCAAGUACUGCAUUGGAGAAGGAGCAACUGGAACUGUUUACAAAGCAGAGCUGUCAUCGGGUCAGGUUGUAGCCGUGAAGAAGCUGCAGUGUUCACAAAUGGAAGAUCGUAAGAGUUACGAGAGUGAGAUUCGGGCGCUGACAAAGAUACGUCAUAGGAACAUUGUUAAGCUUCAUGGUUUCUGUUCGCAAGCUCAACGGUCGUUUCUGAUAUAUGAAUACUUGGAGCGAGGAAGCAUAGCUAAAAUCCUAAGCAGUGUGGGACAAUCAAAGGAGUUGGAUUGGAUGAAAAGAAUCAAUAUCGUUAAGGGGGUUGCUAAUGCUCUCGACUACAUGCAUCAUAAUUGCUCGCCGCCAAUAAUUCAUCGAGACAUAUCGAGCAACAAUAUAUUGUUGGAUGCAAACCAUGAAGCUCAUGUGUCUGACUUUGGCACUGCUAGACUUGUGAAGCUUGAUUCAUCUAACUGGACAGGGCUUGCUGGAACAUAUGGGUACAUUGCUCCUGAGCUUGCUUACACGAUGAAGGCAACUGAGAAAUGUGACGUGUAUAGCUUUGGGGUAGUGACACUAGAAAUAAUUGUGGGACAUCAUCCUGGUGAACUGCUAUGCUCUCUUUCAACUUCUUCAUCGUCUUCGUCAUCAUCAUCAUUGUCUUCUUUGCCGCUGAACGGCCAUGGUAUGCUGUUGAAGGAUAUCCUGGACAAGCGCUUAGAAACUCCUGAUCCCCAUUUGGCUGAUGUACUUGUCACAGUUGCUAAACUGGCUUUCUCAUGCAUCAAUGCCAAACCAGAAUUUCGGCCAACGAUGCAGCAUGUCUCUCAACAGUUAUCAAGUACUCGUAGGCAAUUCCUCUCUGAGCCAUUUGACAUCGUCACAUUAAGACAGCUGCUGAAUCUUGAGGUUCGACAGCAGCAAGUGGCCAAGAGAACUGCUAAUGGGGAAUUAAGAUGCCAGCAAUGGACAGAAAAAGAAGAAAAUGGUGACAAUUGACAAUUUUUGGUUUUGAUAGCUUCCAUUAUUACCGAGUGAUAUAUGUUGAUAAGUAAAGAAAUCUUAGUGAUCGGUCAUGGCUAGAUAGAGAAAUGUUAUUUUGUAUUUCUUCCAGCAU